GUUUAAUACACUCAGAGGCUGGAAGGCGACCUUACCGUCAGUAGCCUUAUUAGUUCGUUAUCCUUGGCAUUCUCUUGUCGCAGCAAGGCAUAGCAGGCUGGCCACAAUCAUGAAUUGCGCGACGUGUGGCGCGCAGAACAAGACCUUUACUAGAAUAAAUCGUCAAAAACGCGUCAUUUGCAAUUGUUCACGACUUUCCUAUGACAAGCAGUUCUCCCUACAGCAAAAUCGAGCUGGUUUGCGCUUGCAUUCGGGUGGUCGUAGAAGGCGAGUGGGAGGGGAAGGACAAGACAUGAGAGGACGCUCACGCGCACAGGCGUCUACACGUCUGUGGCGGAAGUGCCACUCAGUGCUCCAGUCGUUGAUUGGCUGCGCUACUGUGCGGAUUGUCUCCUGGUCUGAAGAUCAUUCUUUGCGCGGAGAAGAUGUACAACAAAGUGCGAUCACUUCACAGGUCAUCGUCUCAUCGAAUUAUAUCUUACACCCUAUCACAUCCGUUUGCCCAAGUAUAUAUAUACCACAGCAUUCCUCACACCUUCACGUAAUCCAUCCAUUCAACGCCCUCUCUUCCGCCUCGGGAGUCCGCGCCUGUGCGUCGACGAUGGUCUACUCUUCCGUGGCGCCGCCAGCGAGCACGCAGAACCCGAAGGGGGUGCUCGAUCCGUGCUUCUUCCUAUAUGAAUAGGAGAGGCAGCGUUGCACGUCUUCCUCAGAGCAACAUGCUAUCUCCAUCAAGUCGUGUUGGGUCGGCUGGCCAUCAUCAGCUGCGUUGUUGUGGAGUUCGACCUCGCCACCAAGGC
This is a messenger RNA of Laetiporus sulphureus 93-53, 800 nucleotides long. RefSeq lists its product as uncharacterized. The record is from RefSeq and is a predicted model, not a curated record. The transcript is spliced from 2 exons. Bases 110 to 685 code for a protein of 191 amino acids. NCBI's taxonomy places the organism in Eukaryota, Fungi, Basidiomycota, Agaricomycetes, Polyporales, Laetiporaceae.